AUGAAAAGAACAACUGCUCUAGUGUUCAUUAUAAUAUUGGUUUCAGGCGAUGGCAGAAAUGAUGUUACAAAACGAGUCAUCAUUGGCUGUAAGGAAUUGUGCAAUCCAACCAACGCCAGCAUCAACCUAACUAAAGCUUUCCAACAAUGCUGUAAGGAGGCUCAAGAAUGCUUUUUGCCAAAGCAGUUUUACAAAUUUUCCUGCAGGAAGCAGAUAAUUGAUUCUUGCGCAAGAAACGGAUCUCAGAGAAACGCACCUACUAUAAAAUCUGAAUGUUGCAAAAACAACUUUAGAGCACUAAAAAAUAACGGUUCACAAUGCCGCUUCAUAAAUGUCACAUGGGGAAGAGUGAAGUUUCAAACGAAGUACGAUCUGGUCGAAGGGGCAUGGAAAAAAGAAACUUGGUCAUUUUUCCUGAAAAUGGUGUCACAAAAGUGCUUAAAAGAUCUUCAUGUCCGACAGCGUCCCGUUAACAUUUUGUAUACAUACCCCUACUACACUAACGAUGAAAGCAAGACUGUGUUUAGUUAUAAGUCUCCGAUGGCAUAUUUGGUAGUGGAAAAGCAAAGUUUCAGCAUGUUUACAGUGGUCUAUGCCUCCUUUAGCCGAAUGUGGAUAACACUGUUGUUAUGUGUCACGUGGACGUUGAUAUCAGGAGUUAUUAUAUGGCUACUUGUAAGUAAAUAUCUCGGUUUCUUAUCUUUUAUGUAGUUGUUGUAAUUAUGUGGCGCGCAGUAUUAAGUGCCAUGUAGAACUAACUACUCUCUAAGACUGCUUACUGACUGAGCUGAAAUGAAGCAGAUACUAGUUAAAAUAAACAAUACUUUCAACUAAGUGGUACCCGCCACAGAAAACAAGAAAGAAAUAGAGACUAGGACAAGUAUGUUGCUGGUAUACACCAGACGUCACAACGGCGAUGUAGGUGAUCAAGAACGAAAGGGUUUCUCUCCUCUGGGAACUGCACCAUUUUCAUGUAAAUACUUUCAAAAAUUGUUUAUUGUAUUGAACACCAACAUGGCCACCUUGUCACAUGGCUGCAAACCAAGAAUAAAAAAGCACAAUGAAUUUGGGCAGGUGAAGUUAAAAUUUAGGAUAGAAAGAAAAACUAGUAACACGUAAACGCUGGAAAAUUGUCUUUUAUAAUAAAAAGGCUUACCUAUCCAUUAAUCUAAAAUUUGCAUUAAGAGUUGCCCUUUUGACAGGAAGAUGCUCCCUCUGAUGUCGGUCUUUUCUUGAAGGCCAGUGGGGGGGAUGGAUGGAUGGAUGGAUGGAUGAUACACCAAAUGGUUUUUCACAGCUAUUUUUUUUGUACCCAUGGGCAAAAUGCAAUUGCUUUGGCUAAGAGUUAUGAUGCCAUUUAUUAGAAAGAGUCUGAAAGCAACGCAUUUUGUAUCACAAUUUUUGUACUAAUUUCUUUUUUUAAGAAUUUUUUUUAAUUGAGGCCAAAACAGCAAUUACAUCAGAGGUACUCAUAUUUUUUUUCAUUAUCCGCAAACUAUUGGUUUCCGGUUGAUAAUGAGAGAAAUUUUCCGCCAGUGUAGACAAUUGUCGUUGUUGCUAUUCACUCUAUCUUAUUUUCAAUCAGGAUCAUAAAAUUAACCAGCACCAGUUUCCCUUGUCUUUUUGGAGAGGAGUUCGUGAAGGAGCCUGGUGGGCAUUGGUUACAAUGACGACUGUUGGGUAAGUAGAAGGAGUACCGUCACGUGAUGUGAGUAGGAAAACCCUUACUCCUUUUCAACGUGAAAUUGCUUCAGCUUCGUUAAUAAGUAGGAUCAUGCAGCCAUCCCUUUUGUGGUCAUGGUCUUAGGAUCAUGAUUAAAAUGUGUAAUUCUAUAAAGUCUCCAGCCUUGUUGAAGGAAGAAACCAUCGAUAAAAUAAUUAUUAAAGGAAGGCAUCUAACUUUAUACAAUGCUGUAAAUGCUACUGAAGAGGAGUUAAUCUGUUGCUAAGACGUUAAGGCAUUUUCUGCAUGGGAUGUUACUUGUUCUGAUUAGGAAUGAUGUAAGCAGAAGGGUUCGAAAGAACAGCCUGGCUGCAACAGUGAGAAGCACAAAGGAACAGAUUUUAUAAGAAGCACUUAGAACACGCGAAUGAGCGGAGACUAACUCUAAACAGGGACAAGGACAAAAAUGCCCGCACACGUCAUAGAUUCCAUGCGAUUCCAUAAGCUUUUGGAUCAUCAUGAGAAGUUUUGGAACACUUAGAAAUAUAAUGAUUUUAUGGGGAGAGUCUGGUUAAAUAUCAAGCCAAGAUUUCAUUCAAUCAAAAAAUGACUCAGUUAGUCAGCCUUGGUUCAAUAACUUUUGCAGAAUUUUCGGGUGAUUUUUCGAAUGUUUUUAAUGUAAAAAUAAACAUACGGGGAAGGGGUAUUUAAAUUUUUGGAAACUUGGAAAAUAUUGGAUUUGGAGGUUGUUAAAAAUUAGAAUGUAAAUUAAAGUGAAUGAUAAGUAUACAAAUACCUGAUAGUCCACCACCACAACAAGGUGCCUUUGAUCCCUUAAGCGGACUUACUGGUUUUUGCACUGCGCAUCUCUUACUGCGCAUAACAAGAUGGCCGCCGUAAAAAAGAGGACGUGAAGUAACAUUAUUAAAAUGAAGUUGACUGAAGAGAAACGCUAUUGGAAUUUUUGCUUGCGGUUGUUUCUUGCCGAGGUGAGACUCAGUGUGUUGGAAAUGUGCAUAACGUAAGCAGUACGCGUGUUGCUGAGUUCGACGUCCUCACGGAGAACCUCGAUAGUGGAUGUUUAACUUGUGCUUACUUACUUCGAUUUUCAUUUAAACGCUUUCUUUAUCACAUUGCGUCCUAAAUGUGAUAUCUCGAUGUAAAUUCUGUAAAAACGGAUUUUUUAAUACUUUCUUCCCACUUUCACAUACAUUCUAUUUUGAAACUCGCCCCAGUCCUCUCUCAAAUAUCGGAGAAAAUGCAUUUGGUGCGCACUUUCUGCAGCUCUACCGCAAAAACGAGUACGGUGACCCCCAUUUUUUAUUUCAUGAUUUUAAUAAGGACAGUGCUUAGUUUCGAUGACAAAAAAAUUGGCACAAAUCUAUGUUCAGUUUUUUGGCAACUUUACUAAAUUGUACGGAUUGAGCUAUCACGGGUUAAUUCAGUUCUACUUUGGAGCGUAAAAUAAAAACAGGAGCAUUAAAAGGAAUUUUUCUGGUAUGUAAGUGGAUAAACAAUACAAUAAAGUCAAAUUCUGUGCGAUACCACAUGCUGCAUCGAAAAAAUCUCUCCUUUUUGUCUAGUUUUGGGCUGCGCGCGGUUUUUGACAAAGGGUCCAAAAUAGCCGUAUUUCUCAGCAUUGUGACGUCAAAACGAGCACGGUGACCCCCACUUUUUUUUACUUUUUUAUCAUUAUCUUGACUUGUUACAUCAGUGUACCAAGUUUCAUCUACAAUCUAUGUUAGGUUCUUUUACUAAGGAAUCACCUUAAGCGGACUUAUUGGUUUAUGUGUAUACCUUUUCUACCCUGACUUAUUUUCUUCCUAAAUCAACAUCAUUUCCCACAAAAAACACUCAGAUUGCCCCCUUAAUAGCAGAAAGGCUUUGACCGUGCAGUUGUAGACAACAACAAGACCAACAACAACACAGCAUCUGUCCUGCUGGUGGUGAAUUGAGUCAUGAUGAAGAAAAACAGUGUGAAAAGUUAAAACUUUAAGGAAUGGGCUAGCAAUUAAGGAGAGGAUUGUGGUGAACGGUGGACAGAUGGAGGAUGAGGAAGAGUUUGGUUAGCUUUGGAGCCUACUUUGUCAACGAAAUAUAUCGAAGAUCAAAUGGUAGCAAAAGAGAACAAAAAGGAGAGUGCCGAGUAAGCAAGCAGACAUCAACAUGAGUUGUGAGGAGCGGCGACGUAGGUGUAAUUUGUGCUAGGCCAGGCCAUUUACUCUGGACUGAGGUCAGAAUGACGGCAAUGUACCAGGCGAGUGUAGGCGUUAGGAUCGAACAACGCGCGGAAGAGCGAGAGGUAGCAUCAAGUCACGACUUGGAGGAGGACUGUGGAGAAAGAAUGGAACAUAGCAGGUUGGACGAGAAAGAAUAUGGCCAAAGAAUAGGACAGACAGCAUGGCGGCCUUAGAAAUUAUGACACGGAGAGACACGACGAUGAUGGUGAUAUUCAGUAGGAUUCUCUCCAAGAACUCCACAUUAAUCCUUACUGGGUCAAACGGUCGCGUCUGUGUUACUGUUAACUUCUGUAAGAAAUUAAUGGCAUAAUUACCGUGACAUUAUCUGGUAAUACACUUAGAAGAAUAUUAAAAGAAAAUGAAAAUGAAACAAAGUUAAUUUUCAUACAUUUUUUCCCGUAUAGGAGGCAGUGGCUUACAAGCUCGAGAAAAGUUAACCUGAGCAUGGCAUUACUUGUUCUCGGUAGUGUAGAAUAAUUCUUUCCUUUUGUCUUCAGAUAUGGGGAUAAGACUCCUAAGUCUCUACUGGCUCGUAUUUAUUCCGCUGUCUGGAUGAUUGUUGGGAUGAUAAUUCUAUCAAUGUUCACUGCCGAAGUUACAUCUCGAAUGACGUCUAAAGAAUUGAUGCCUCAUCACAUAUAUCUGGGGAAAAAAGUAAUUCUUCUUUCCUUC
Molecule: messenger RNA, 4575 nt
Organism: Porites lobata
Lineage: Eukaryota; Metazoa; Cnidaria; Anthozoa; Scleractinia; Poritidae
Source: the annotation of a GenBank genome assembly